This is a messenger RNA of Suillus fuscotomentosus, 1192 nucleotides long. RefSeq lists its product as uncharacterized. The record is from RefSeq and is a predicted model, not a curated record. Gene Ontology annotation, molecular function: protein binding. The coding region runs from base 112 to 783 and encodes 223 amino acids. The transcript is spliced from 5 exons. NCBI's taxonomy places the organism in Eukaryota, Fungi, Basidiomycota, Agaricomycetes, Boletales, Suillaceae.
CCCGAUGAGCGCUUCUUUGCAGCCACAUCAUUCUCCAGCACGACAGCGCAACUAUGGAAUAUCGAAACCAAUCAACCACCCAUCGGAACACCUCACCAUCAAGAAGGGGUGAUGACUGCGACAUUUUCUCCAGAUGGAAAGUUCCUCAUCACUGGUUGUAUGGACCGUCACAUAUAUAUGUGGGAUGUUUCUGCUAUCCUUGAAGAAGCUGGCCUUCCCUGCCCAGCUCCAAAGAUGAAAGGUGCUCCUCGAAUACCUCCAGGGUUUUUUGACGAUGCACUGCGAGAGGCUAAUUUGCGCAUUCGUCUAUCCCAAUCCCAUGGGCCACAUGAUCACCCCAUUCCUGUGCCACGCCAACGCACCCUCAGUCGCUUUCACUCAUUCUGGCGUCGCUCAAAGUCACACGGCCAAACUGGGCACCAUACUCGACCUUGGUCCCACCCUCUCAGCUGGACUCGGAACCUGGUAUCCGGUAUACUACGUAGACGAGAUGGAUCAGACACCGAGCUGCGAGAGGUCGAGGUCCCUUACACAGCGGGAACUCAGGGAAAUUAUCACGCUAGAAAGAAGCCAACUGCCAGCUCGUCUCGACCUCCCAAAAUACAUGCCACGCAAUCAUCACAGCUACCUCCAGAUACCACUGCGUCGACGCAUUCCGCUGUCACUACCGCUGAGGCAUCAGGAACGCCCUCGCGUCCCCAUAUCACCUGCACUGGAUGGCGCGCUCGUUUCGUGGACUGGCUUUGCUGUAUGCCUGUUCAGAACGCAGACGGUCACCAUUAGUGAAGCGACAUUUUUUUGAUUCGUAUUUUGCUGUUUCAUCUAUAGCUAAUUCUUCGUAACCAUUGACUCUUCUGGCGUCAUCGCAUAGUACGGGCCUCGAAAUCGAUCAACCCAUCGAAUUAACAACUCUAUUUUGAAUAUGACAUGAUCUCUGCUAUUUUUUCAGCAGAUGGCAAGUUCCUUGUCACUAACUGGCUCUACGACCACAUUUACAUAUAGGAUAUUUCCGCUAUCCUCAACAAAGUUAGCCUUCUAUCAAAUAUUGUAAACUUAUAUACGUUUCAAUCCAAAUGACGCUGACAACGGCUCUCUCAGGUUGAUGCUACACCGCGACAAGCUCCAAAGUUGAAAGGUACUCCUCCAUGGGCUACAUAACCGCCCCGCUUCAGCACCACAUCAACGUACCCCC